Lotus japonicus is the source of this 1851-nucleotide messenger RNA. RefSeq names its product putative NAC domain-containing protein 94. Bases 368 to 1489 code for a protein of 373 amino acids. Gene Ontology annotation, molecular function: DNA binding. Gene Ontology annotation, biological process: regulation of DNA-templated transcription. The record is from RefSeq and is a predicted model, not a curated record. Lineage: Eukaryota; Viridiplantae; Streptophyta; Magnoliopsida; Fabales; Fabaceae. The transcript has 4 exons.
AGCAUCAGCAAAGUGUGAAAAUGGAUUAAUUACAUUAUAAAAACCCCAAGAAAGCUACUAAUUUUGUAGUCUCUUCUGAUCCUUAAUUUGGUCAUUCACAGAACAAAUAUAUUAAGCUAAGUGGGGAAAGUGAGAAGAUCCACUGAAUGGGUUUUACUUUUGCUUGACUUGAGUGACAUCUUCCUUGGAUGGUGUUCUUAAGAAGCUCUUAUAAUCACAAUCUCUUCUCAUUAGAGGCAUCCUGAAAGAGCGGCAAAAGCUUCGGAAACAGGCUCCUUCUUGGACUAAGGAAUUUUGCACAGACUAUACUACCAGAGCAAGAAUUGACAUCUUUAACUCUGUCUCUAUAAAGAAGGUGAAAGAGGAGAUGGAAUUGGAAGUGAGGAGUGACAUGGAAAAGAUUGAUGAUGUGAUGGUGAUGCCUGGUUUUCGUUUUCAUCCAACAGAUGAGGAGCUUGUUGGUUAUUACCUCAAGAGAAAAGUUCAGCAGAAGUCUCUUCCUGUUGACCUGAUUAAACAAGUGGAUAUUUACAAAUAUGAUCCAUGGGACCUUCCAAAACUGGCUAGUACUGGGGAGAAAGAAUGGUAUUUCUACUGCCCAAGGGACAGAAAAUACAGAAACAGUGCAAGGCCAAAUAGAGUGACAAGAGCAGGGUUUUGGAAGGCCACUGGAACUGACAGGCCUAUAUACUCAUCAGAAGGAAAAUGCAUUGGUUUGAAGAAGUCACUGGUGUUCUACAGAGGAAGAGCUGCCAAAGGGAUGAAAACUGACUGGAUGAUGCAUGAAUUUAGGCUACCUUGUAUGCCAUCAGACUCUGCAGCUCCUCCCAAGAAACUCUCAGAUAAAAGCUUCUCUGCAACUGAUUCUUGGGCAAUCUGCAGAAUAUUCAAGAAAACCAACUCCCUAUCCAUGGUACAGAAAGCUUUAUCUCACCCUUGGAUCUCUGAGUUACCAGGAGGCAUGGUAUCUGAUUUACUCACACAGCAGGGUGCAAACUUCAACCAGUUCUGUUCUGAGAAUAUCACAACACCAUCAGCCAUUCAAUUUUGUGGUAAUACCAAGCAGGAGCAACUACACCUAAUCUCCAAUGCUAAUAUCACUAACUUCUCAGUCUCAGCCUCAGCCUCAGAUAUUCCUGCUUAUAAACCUAUCAUCAAUAGCAACACAGUUACCAAAUCCCAACAAAUUCCUGUUUCAGAUGGAGACCUUGCUGAUAACCUCAUGUUCUACACACUUGAACCAACAGGCCCCACCAACCCUGACUAUAUAGGAUUUGAAGAGCCAAGCCAGAAUUAUGGUGGCUUCUCAAUUAGCCUCCCUCAGGACAUGCAACCAAACAUAACUCAAGUGCAGCUUAAUCAGUGGGAAAGUACUGUUGAGAGAACAAUUGGGUUUCCCUUCAAUUUGCCUUCAAAUGAGGCUUGGAAGUCUGCUUUGGCAUCUUGGGACUCACCCCCUUGCUCCACUGAGAUGUCCACCUCUUUUUAACAAAUGCUACACUUAAACCAAAUUGGGGACAUUCAUGUGAUGUGGGGUGAUCAGCAAUAGGCAUCUAGUUAAUUAGUAUAGUUACCAUUUUUACAAUUAGUAUAUUUACCACUAAAAUCAAUGCCAAUUUGGGUAUUGAUUUUACUUGUAAAUGUACAAGUGUUUGUUUCCCUGUUCAUAUUUGUAUGUACCCUGCCUAAAAGCCAAUACCACAGGAAAAAGCCACAAUUUUAUAAUUGGGGUGUUGGUAUAUUAUAUGACAAGGUAAAGUGAUAAAUUAAUAGACUCUAAGGCCUUGUCAAAUUUGUCAGAAUUUGUAUUGAAGUUUUUGUAUAUAGUUUUGUUUUGAAGUAAAUGAGAGA